GUUUGCUAUAAGGAAUCGUGAAAUAUUGUCCAAGUACUACCACUGGUAUUCGGUUAUUAUCCGGAUCCGGUUACCAUAGAUUACUAUAUAUGCUGGAAUUAUCCGGUGUUCGCGAAAGAGUGUUCGGCACAUCCCUAAUGCAAUCUAUGUAACAACACCUAUUUUACACUAACGCGGUUCAUAUUUUACUUGUUUAGGUGUUUCGUCGGAUCUCACAGGAACAAUUAAAGGAGUCUUCCAGGAGAAAAGAGGUCAUUAAUGAAUGUCUGACCAUACUAACGCAUUCAAGAAAGUGCAAAAACGACGAGUGCACGUCGCAGAGAUGUAUUUCAAUGAAGAACGUCUGGAAGCACUUCGGUGCAUGUCCUGAAAACAAGAAGUCGAGUCCAAAAUGUCCUAUUUGCAACAGUGUCAUAUCUUUAUUACAUUACCAUGCAAAAGAUUGUCAAAAUGACUCGUGCACAAUGCCACGAUGUCGAGAACUUAAGGACGGAUUUUUGGCAAAGUGGCAGAAAACGCAGCAGACUUUCCUCGGUAAUCUGGUCAAGUUCAGGUUAUCAACUGUACCCACAGUUAUAAAACGACAAUCCAAAAAAGUUAAUACCAAGUCCUCAGUGCAGACUAACGAAAAUAAUUUAGUAAGUAAACCAGUGACUAAGGAUUUAGUUACUAUCGAAAAUUAAUGGAUCUGUGAUUAUUGAAAAUAAUUUACAGAUUGCAUAGGAAUUGAAAAAAAAAUCAUAGGACCAUAAAGUUAUAAUUGUGUAUAUAUAUAUACAUAUAUGAAGAAGUAUAGAAUAUAAUAUUAAAAUGUUAUUUUAUAAUUUAUAAUUUAUGUUGAGUGUCUAAAGGCCCAUACAUUUUUUACACGAUACCAUGCACUAGUCGUAUAUGAUUGUCAUUCUGGCGUAUGACAGAGACUACUAACGCCACUAUUCCUCUUCAUCAUUUUAUGGCGAAAUUUGAAAUGUGGCAUCUUUUCGCAGGAAAUCUACAUGUCACCGUUUUUGACGUCUUUCAGUUUAUUUAAAAAACAGAUAAAGUAUCUGUGAUAGCGUGGCACACUCUAAAUUGCAAUACCAAAAUGGUGUAAUCAUUGCAGCUCUGUAGAUAUUGAUUUAGUGUAAAAAACACCGAUGUCACUUAUUGGGUGUAAAUAUCACAACUGAUCAGUGUAUAUUUGGUAUUUCCCUAACACAAAAUAUGGUGUUAACUUUUACAAUAAAUCAUUGUCUACCGAGCUGCAAUGAUUACAUCAUUUUGGUUUUGUAGCAACACUCAGAAAUUUAGGAAACUUUUACUAAAAAUCAGGACAAUUGUUGUCAUCUGUGGCAAAACUGUGGAGUUGAUGAUUGUUCUUUCAAAUAUUCUUGACUAUACGUAUUUGCAAGUAAAACAAACUUUCAGAUCACAAGAGAAUACGUAGUCAAGAAUAUUUGAAAGAACAAUCAUCAACUCCACUGUUUUGCCACUGAAGACAACAAAUUCUCAUAUCUAAGUAGAUAUGAAAAUAUAUCUACUUUGACGAGUGUGAUAAAUACUGAAUUAUGUAAGAUUUCAGACAGUCUAAUAAGCUCUCUUUGAGUAUAAAUAAAUCAAAUUACAUAAUAUUUAAACCCAGGCAAAAAAGGCAAGUGUAUAACCUGGCACUUGCGAUUAGCAAUAACAUAAGGCCCGGUUUAGACGGCGAACUUCUCAUGCGCCGAAUCUAAUGCAAGAAUUAAGUGCGACGCUGGAGCGGCGUCUAAAUCAAUUAAGUUCGACAGGUUUUGAUUAAGUUCGACAUGACUCGAAGAUGCGACAAGACAAGUCGUAUAUGCGACACAGGUUCGACAUUGAUUUAGACGCCGUGCUUUUCAUGCACCGAACCUAAUGCAUAAUUAUUUUUUAACAUCAUAAUAUGAUUAUCAUAUAUUUGCAUUGUAAAUAUGUCCAAUAUAGUGUCCUCGCAAUUUGGUACGGUACAAUUAAGUUCGACGUCUAAAUCAGCUUCCGAUAUUUUGCCGUAUCUACGACAAUUAGAUUCGGCGCAUGAAAAGUUUGCCGUCUAAACCGGGCCUAACUGACAGGAUUAAAAAAGUCUGUUUUUCUUAGUGUAAUUUUGGACGAGAAUUUAACAUGGAAAGCACAUAUAUCUUAUUACGAAACUGGUUUUUCGUAUCUCUGAGGAUGGUUCUGAAAUAUAUCUUAUAUUGCACGUAAAAUUUCAAAAUCAAUUGGAAUUAUCUAUAUAGGUCAAGCUUUUUUAUUCAAAUCAGCCUUGCGGAUUUUAUAUUUUGCCACAGUAUAUCCGUAUCUUCAAUAUUGUGUUACGAUUUGGGAUUCCACAUAUUCAAGUAAUCUUAAUCGUAUUGUAUACUGUUGCAAAAACGUGCAGUACGAAUUGUCGACAACAAACAAUAUUUCGGUCACAAAAUACUGAAAUUCGAGGAUAUUUAUUUAAUUCAAUUGAGUAAAUUUAUGUAUCUAUAUCAACAAAAAUUACUUCCUGAUUGUUUUGAAGGUCUAUUUUCAUUACGUUAUAGUCAGAUUCAUUAUUAUAAUACACGAAAUGCCAAAACUUUUUAUGCCCUCCAAUGUAGGACAAAUAUUCGUCAGUUUUCGGUCAAUUAUCAGGGUCCUAAAUUCUUUAAUACAUUGAAUCCCGAUAUACGUAAAUCUUCAUCUGUAUUUAAAUUUCAGUAUAUGUUAAAAAUAUUGUUUCUUUUUUCUCACUACAUAUAAUCUCAAUAAUUUAUUUAUUUCAAACGUGACGCUUUUUUUUGUAACAUUUGUAUUUAAUAUAAUAUAAAACAUGAGGUAGCCCAAAUUCCUAUACAAAGCCUCUUGGUUUCUAUUCGAGCUUCCUCGCCACUUUUUGUUCAAAAUUAUUGUUUCUUCUAUCAACUUAUAUAUCUUUCUAAUAACAUUUUAUUAUUAUACAUUUACUUAUUUAUUAACUAUUACUUAUUUGUAUUGUGGUAAACCAAAUCAAUAAAUCAUUCAUUCGUAUCAAAAUUAAUGUAAUAUGUCUUGGAAGGAACACGAAAUUAAUUUUUUGCUGAAAUGUUGUAAAGUAACUCAUACAUUACCAAUUCUGGAUUGAGUUGCCUUGGUUUACCCUGAAUUGCCAAGGAUCACGAAUUCUCAACUCAAAAAUUUCAACCCAACCGAGUCGUCAGCAAAUGUCCUUUUCCUCUCUCAUUGAGGACGAACACCAGCUCUUAACCGUUUAAAAAAGAACAAGAGAUCGAGAGGUGGCAGCACUGAUCUCUUACGCCACUUCCGAAGAAGAAAGAUGAAGAUGGAGAGACUACAAGAAGUAAGCCCACUGGAAGAGAUCAUAUUAUUUGUAGGGAUGUAAAGUAGGGAUGUUAAAAAGAG
Paramuricea clavata is the source of this 3363-nucleotide messenger RNA. Lineage: Eukaryota; Metazoa; Cnidaria; Anthozoa; Malacalcyonacea; Plexauridae. The record is from the annotation of a GenBank genome assembly.